GUCAAACCAAAUCAAACCAAAUCCCGGCACAGUCGACCAGCCCCCAGCAGUAACAAGCAAGCGCAGACUGAGCAGUGAAGGGAGCACGACCAAAGCAUCGACUCACAGCCAGCGCAUACCACCCACACCACCAGCCAUGGCAGUCGCAGGCACAGCAGGCUCAGGCACAACAGCAAGCGCAAAGAAACAGUCCAUGUCCGAAAUCAAACUCAGGCGCCUCUCAGAGCUCAACAUCCGCCUCAAGGAAGACCUCGACCGGCCCAGAGUCAAGGUCAGCGAAGCAUGCGAAACCCUCAUUGCUUUUUGUAAAAACACAAAGGAUCACAUGGUUCCAAGUGUCUGGGGCCCUUUGGAAAAGCACGAAGAUCCCUACAACCUACAGACAUCAAAGAGCACUGGCUGCUGUGUCUGCAUGUAGUCUUCUACCGCCUGCGCCUCUUCUUCUCCCUUCGGCCAUCUCCUAUCCGGCCAAUUUUAAUCGAAUGCAGCGCACACGCCAACAUACAUGCCG
Molecule: messenger RNA, 511 nt
Organism: Protomyces lactucae-debilis
Lineage: Eukaryota; Fungi; Ascomycota; Taphrinomycetes; Taphrinales; Protomycetaceae
Product: guanine nucleotide-binding protein subunit gamma
Exons: 2
Coding region: 137-418 (93 amino acids)
Biological process (GO): G protein-coupled receptor signaling pathway
Cellular component (GO): heterotrimeric G-protein complex
Molecular function (GO): G-protein beta-subunit binding
Source: RefSeq, a predicted model, not a curated record